Messenger RNA from Blepharisma stoltei, 1131 nucleotides. The record is from the annotation of a GenBank genome assembly. Lineage: Eukaryota; Ciliophora; Heterotrichea; Heterotrichida; Blepharismidae.
AUGAGCACUAUAGGAUGCUUUGAGCCAGAGUGCGACAGUGAAGUUGAACUUUUAUGCAAUUGCACUUCACCUGUGAUUUAUUCUUGCUUAAAACACAUAGUGAAGCAUUGCGAAUCUAGCGAAGGACCUCAUAAUUUUAGCUCGAUUUUUGUAAAGCCCGUUGAAGGCACAAAAGAAGCAAUCCUUGGCUUUCUUAUGGAAGAAAAGUCGAAAAUUGAAGAAAUGAAGGCAAAUAUAAUAGCAUCCUUUACUCAAACUCUUUGUAGUUAUAAAAAUAGUUUUAAGCAAGUUCUAAAAGAAAUCGACUCUGAUUCUACAAAAAUUGGUAGCUAUGUUGAAAAAAUCUUUCAAGUACAAAAGCUAUCGAGAAUGGAGAAAGAUCCAGCUUUAAAUUUGUUAGCCUUGCAGUCAAAUGAAGCUGUUGAAAAAGCCAAAGCAAUGCUUACAGAAAUAUCAAAUAAUAAUAUCGUGCUAUUUUGUGAAAUAUGAGGGCAAAUUGAUGAAGUUAUCAAGAGCUUUCACAGAGAAAAGUCCAAAGGAAUUCCAUAUGAAGCGCAUUCUGAAUUGAAAAACAUUCAUAAUGGCUUUGAAAAGGAAGGGGAGAAUUUACAGCCAGAAUUAAGUAAGUAUAAAGAAGCUAUCAGAAUUGAUCUAAAUAAUCCUGACUCAUACAAUGGCAUAGGAGAUAUCUUCUAUAAUGAAGGGAGAUAUGAAGAAGCAGUAAAACAUUACAACGAUGCAAUUAGAAUCAACCCAAACUGUUCAAUUUAUUAUAGAAAUAAAGGAAAUGCUCUUAGAGAGUUAGGGAGAAGAGAAGAAGCUAUGGAAUGCUAUAAAGAAGCUAUCAGAAUUGAUCCAAAUAAUGCUGAUGCAUACAAUGGCAUACGAUGUAUCUUCUAUAAUGAAGGGAGAUAUGAAGAAGCAGUAAACUAUUACAGCGAUGCAAUUAGAAUCAAUCCAAAUUCUGCAAUUUUAUACAAUAAUAAAGGAGAUGCUCUAUAUGAGUUAGGGAGAAGAGAAGAAGCUAUGGAAUGCUAUAAAGAAGCUAUCAGAAUUGAUCCAAAUAAUCAUUAUGCAUACAAUGGCAUAGGAAAUAUCUUCUAUAAUGAAAAGAGAUAUGAAGAAGAGUAA